AUGCCACAGGAAUUAGCAACUUGUGCUCAUAUCUGUGUUACAAGGAAACGACCUAUCAGAAUCAUAAAUGAAGUAAGCGGGAUCAUUCGACCGUCAAGGAUGACACUUCUUCUAGGAGCACCUGGUUCAGGGAAGACAACUUUCUUCAAAGCAUUGGCAGGAAAACUGGAUUCUUCUUUGAAGUUCAAAGGAAAGGUCAUGUACAAUGGAGAAGAAAUGAAUUCAUCAACACCGCAGUACCUGUGUGCGUAUGUUAGCCAGUAUGAUCUUCACCAUGCUGAGAUGACAGUAAGAGAGACGAUCAACUUCUCUUCCAAGAUGCUCGGAACCAAUAACGAAUUUGAGAUGCUAGGAGCAGCAAUAAGAAGUAAAAAGGGUGUCACCAAUAAAGUGGACCAAGAUCUUGAUUCAUUGAUUAAGGCCACCACUUCUGGAGAAGGAAGCAACCUCACAACAAAUUAUAUUAUCAAGAUACUUGGCUUGUCUGAAUGUGCUGAUACCCUAGUAGGAGAUGAGAUGAGAAGAGGAAUAUCAGGAGGGGAAAAGAAAAGAGCCACAGUCGGGGAGAUGCUAGUUGGUCUGGCAAGAUGCUUCUUUAUGGAUGAUAUAUCAACAGGUCUAGAUUCCACGACAUUUGAGAUCAUGAAGUUUCUCCAACAGAUGGCUCAUUUGAUGGACCUCACAAUGGUUAUUUCCUUGCUGCAACCACCUCCCGAGACAUUUGAAUUAUUUAAUGACAUUAUACUUUUAUGUGAGGGGCAAAUUGUGUAUCAUGGUCCCCGAGAAAAUGCUACGGACUUCUUUGAAACUAUGGGAUUCAAAUGCCCCAACAGAAAGAAUGUAGCAGAUUUCCUUCAAGAGGUAACCUCUAAGAUGGACCAAAAGCAAUACUGGGCUGGUGAUCAAAAUAAGUAUCAAUACCAUUCAGUUGAAAAGUUCGCAGAGUCCUUCCACACGUCUUAUCUCCCUCUUCUAGUAGAAGGCAAACUGUGCAGAUCAAACAAUACUGGAAAGAACAAGGAGGAAUUUUAUUAUAACAAUGCAAACACCGUCGGUGAAGCUAUCCUCAAGAUCAGAGGGCUGCUCACGGAGUGGCACUGGUACUGGAUUUGUGUCACUAUUUUAUUUGGAUACUCGCUGGUCUUCAACAUCUUCAGCAUAUUUGCAUUGGAGUUCAUGAACUGCCAGCAGUGCUCACAAGCUCUGAUGGGGAUAACUGGCGCUGGCAAGACAACAUUGCUUGAUGUAUUAGCUGGAAGAAAAACUGGGGGAUAUAUGGAGGGAACUAUUAAGAUAGCAGGCUACCCUAAGAAGCAGGAGACAUUCUCGAGGAUCUCAGGUUACUGUGAACAGACUGACAUUCACUCCCCUAAUCUCACUGUAUAUGAGUCACUGAAAUUUUCUGCAUGGCUUCGUCUGCCUUCAAAUGUUAAACCUCAUCAAAGAGACAUGUUCAUCGAAGAAGUCAUGAGCCUUGUUGAGCUCACUGACUUGAAGAAUGCCAUGGUAGGCAUCCCAGGAGCAACUGGCCUGUCAGCUGAGCAGCGGAAAAGACUAACAAUAGCUGUGGAGCUGGUGGUCAGUCCCUCAAUUAUAUUCAUGGAACAACCACCGGCUUGGAUGCUCGUGCUGCAGCUAUUGUCAUGA
Messenger RNA from Miscanthus lutarioriparius, 1647 nucleotides. Lineage: Eukaryota; Viridiplantae; Streptophyta; Magnoliopsida; Poales; Poaceae. The record is from the annotation of a GenBank genome assembly.